Molecule: messenger RNA, 3513 nt
Organism: Clupea harengus (Atlantic herring)
Lineage: Eukaryota; Metazoa; Chordata; Actinopteri; Clupeiformes; Clupeidae
Gene: slain1b
Product: SLAIN family member 1b
Biological process (GO): positive regulation of microtubule polymerization; microtubule nucleation; cytoplasmic microtubule organization
Cellular component (GO): microtubule plus-end
Source: RefSeq, a predicted model, not a curated record
AUGAAGACCCUCAAAUACCCAUGAACUGUGAUCUCAGUGGUUAAUAUAUUCUUUGCAGCGCACAUUUAAAUCCUGUAUACACUCAGCAUUAACAGGUGUGCCAAACCACUAUAUUUGCUAGUAGGCUAAGCCUGGAGGUGUGGAUCUGGAGUUAUUUGUAUUAUUCUAUAUGUUGUGUGUUUUAACACAAACGCUGGCUGUCUUUCGGCAGCUGUAGUGAUGAUUAUUAAUUAUAGUACCACCUGCUGCUGAUUCUGAUUAGGGUAGCCGAGCGUACUGGUGGUGUGGAGCCGCGUAGCGCAGGCUAUUGUACGCUGAGGGAGGAGAUUCGGAGUCUCCGUCGCUCAUUGGCGAGAGACAGCUAAGUGCAGUGCGAGGCUAGUGGACAUAGGUGCAGGGGGAAACUUGCCAUCAAAAAUCUCAGUAAGGGCGGCGGAUGAGUGAGGAUCGCAAAGCCUACCUUGUCCUCCAUUUUCAGGGCAAAGUAGUCUGGAUUUAUACGAUUAUUUUGGAAAUCAUUUGGUUCAAUGGAGGCCGCAGUUUUAAACCCACAGAUGAUGACGGAUGUCAACUGCAACAACACUUCCAUGAACGCAGAGCUGGAGGUGAAAAAGCUGCAAGAGCUUGUUAGGAAACUGGAAAUGCAGAACGAGCAGCUACGGACUCGGGCAAAUGCAGUUAACGGGCGAACAAGCCCUCAUAUCUUAUCGUCCUCUCCGCUUUGCUUACUCGGGAAUACCAUUGCUAGUAGUAGCUACUGUAUUCCGAGUCCGCCACCGACCCUGUCGUGCCCGGCAUCCUUAGGACUUUACAAUGAAGAGCCUUUCCCCUAUUUCCAACCACACAACCCCGACGACGUUGCUUCUGAUGCAGAUUGUGUGUCUGUGGACUGCAUGGAACCUACGUUUUUUGACGAUCUUGAGAUAUUGAACCUUGAUUCUCUGUUACCUUGCAAUCAGGAUUCAGAGGAAACCUGGUUGUAUGUCUCCCCUAAGACUUGUCUAUGGGUUGAGGGGAGCCUAACGCCGCUGCAGUGGUGCCGACAGGUUCUGGACAACCCCCGACCGGAAGUGGAGGCUGCCAAACGGUCCCUGUGCCACCGCCUUGACUCAGUCCACAGGUGGAGGGGCGUCUUCUCCUCUCCUGCCUCUCCUGCAUUCCCUCACAGUCGAGUAGCUGGAGUCUCCCCGCUCUGCACCUCCUCUCCCUGCUCCUCCAAGUCUUGUUCUACUCCUCCCCCUAGUGUGCCUGCCUCAGAGAGACAAGCCUCAUAUCUCCUCUCAUCCUCCCACCCCUCGCUCGUCCUGACCCCACCUGGGAAGGACUGCUCUCCUCUAGCUGAGAGAACUCCCACCUUCCUCUAUCACCAAGCCAAACGCAGCCGCAGUCUCCGACGAACCACCUUCAGUCCUCAGUCAUCUCUGGAUAGUGAGCUGAGCACCUCUGAACUGGAGGAAGACUCCAUUGCUCUGGGCUACAAACUGCAAGACCUAACAGAUGUCCAGGUGAUGGCAAGACUACAGGAAGAGAGUCUUCGUCAAGACUAUGCCACCACCACCUCGGCCUCUGCCAACCGACGCAGCGCCAGCUUCUCCUUCCAGUUUGGCCAACGAGCAGAGUCUCACUUAGAGGAGGAAGAGGAAGACGACGAUGACGAAGAGUACGGUCAGCUACCUCCUCCACAGCCCAGGCUCACGCGGCCGGGAACCUUGCAGCGCGGCAUACCCCACUCCCACACCUUCACCAGCAUCCGCGACUGGAGGAGGAGCACCUCCACGCCAUCCACCCCCUCCACACCUCAGUACCCUUCAGCCUUCUCCUACCAGCCCCAGCCCAGCCCUCUGCCCAGCUACUCCCCCGAGCAGCAGGGGCCCCGGCCCAGCUCAGUCGAGUUUGACAAUAAACUGCGGAGGAGUAUGCCCAACCUGGUUCGGACGCCCAGCAUGUCGAGUGUGCCACUUCCAGCCAGUCACAUGGGUUCUCCUGCCUCCAUCCGGAACAGCCAGAGUUUUGACUCCUCCAAUGGGUUGGCCAGACUCCAGUCUGCUAUCCCAUCACCUGGUCAGCUUCAGAACCGUGUUCAGAGUGUGGGGAACUUCUCUGCGUCGUCACGGCAACCCCUGAAGGCCACCGCUUAUGUCAGCCCCACAGUCAAGGGUCCCACUACCGUGACUACUUCAACCAGUUUACAGUCCUUGAACUGUAGCGGGAUCCCCCUUCCGGGCAAACCUGGCAGUAAUCAGGCAGCUGGACGGAGUGGCCUCCCUCGCCCUGCCUCCUUCAUAGGAACCAUCUCCACAUCUCGCAGCAAGAUCGCCCAACCUGUGCGCAGUUUACUGACGCCUCCAAAGAGCUUGUCAACCCUCAGUGCCCUGCGUGACGGCAGUUGGAAGGAUGGUUGUUACUAGAAAUGGGCAGACGUCAAAAAGGGCACUACUUGACUCAAGAAAGUGGCGAUCUGGUUACGUGCAACUGCCCUGCUGGUUGGGGUGGUAUGCCACAUGAAACAGUGAUCUUAGAAUGUGAACAGGAAUGACCGGAAAUUUCCAUGCUGUGGAGGGAACCCUAGAGUUGGGACUUAAAGUGCUUCCUUUUUAAGGGGUGUUUUUUUUUUUUUUUUGCAUUUAUGUAUUAUGCAAAAAAAAAUCAAUAAUAAAGGUAAUCCUAAAGUUCACCUUCCCCCAAUGUCACAUUUUCAUCAUUCAUAAAGCCCCCAGCUUUGCUAUUAUGCACUGACCACGGAUUUAGUUACUAAUAAUCAACUCACUACCCUGUAAAGCUUAUUUUUAAUCAAUCAUUUUUGAUGUGGUUUUCCUUGAAACAGGAACUCCAAACAUGCUGCUAAUCAUUAAUCUGCUGUUUCCCGUGAGUUGUUUUUAUACAACUAUGAGGUGUAGAUUUAAGAAAAGAAAAAGAAAUUGUGACAAUUGGACAAAAGUGUUUAAGGGAUUUAACUGUUCGAAUGUCUGUUCUAUUGAUAUUCUUUUGUAAUGGAAAACUUUAACCAAAUUUGACCAGCUUGAAAGUGUUUACAUACAGAUCAAAUUAAAAGUGACUGGAUGGCUAACACUGAUGCACCAUUUUCAAUGUUUUUAACCUCACAAAGACACGCGUACACUUAAUUUUCAAAUGAAAGAACACUGAGAUGAAAUAAUAAAUCUUUGUUAUGGUUGCACCUAUUGUUAAUGUAUGUAUGUAUGUCAAUGAAGUGUUUUGGUACUGCACUUUCACUGUUAAAUUAUUUGUUUCUAAAUAUCGUUUGUUUAGAAAAGACACUGUAUAGAAUUCCACAAUGAUAACAGAUGUAGCACUGAAUUAAACAGGUCCUAACAGGUUUCAAUUUUAAUGUGUCGAACAAGCAUAACUAAAAAUAAUAUUUGCAAUUGCACUUAAAAUACAGGUAGGGCCUAUUACUUUUUUGUUGUUGUCUUUUUGUUUUGUAUUUUUAAGCACUGUCAUUGAAACAAGUUUGUGUGUUUCAUUUCAAAUAAAAGCUUUUUAAACUUCCAGCAA